Messenger RNA from Xyrauchen texanus (razorback sucker), 2248 nucleotides. RefSeq lists its product as uncharacterized. Bases 1244 to 2044 code for a protein of 266 amino acids. Lineage: Eukaryota; Metazoa; Chordata; Actinopteri; Cypriniformes; Catostomidae. The record is from RefSeq and is a predicted model, not a curated record. The transcript has 4 exons.
CCAAUGCUUAAUAUUCCUUUUGAAAUAAAUAAAAAAGUAUUAUCAAAACCCAAAUUCAUUAUCUGCAUAACCACUCUGGCAUCACACGGUAUGUGGGUACACCUGCCAAUGAUUGUAAUGAAACAGCAUUUGCAAUAUGAAAACAGUAUGAUGUUGAAAUUAAGAAUAUUUAAGUAUCCACUAUCCAGAUGAUGCUUUUACUAUAUUUUCCUAUAAUCUUGACCAAAAUCUCUCAGGCAGAUACAGUACAUUUUUAUAAAGAUGCCCCUGAAUAAGAUAUAUUUAAUUAAAUCUUUCAAAUACAAGGGAAGCAACCCCUUGUUUUUAGCAUCGCGGUUUAUGAGCUAAAUUAGCAACAGGUAAUACAUAUCCUCUUCUGGCAUGUGAAAUACUUUGAAUACUGCAUAAUUUCAGAGUCAGUCAUUAGAGUUAUUUUGUCAAUUAAAUAAUGCCAUUUGAUCCAAAAUAAUUAUUUAUCACCUGAAAAGUCCUUAAAUUUGCCCAUGUGCAAAAGAAUAUAAAUGAUAUAGAAAAUAAACUGUUUUACAAUAUUCUAAGAUAUAUUUGAAUGUUCUAUAUUAAAAAUAAAUAAAUAAACGUCACAUUGCCCUAAGUAAACGUUUGGCAAACGUUGUUAAUAACUUUUUAAGCAAAACUGCUUCUUUAAAAGACAUAAUAAUGAUAGAUUAUGCCAAACUCCCUAAUAUUUUAUUUUUAACAGAUCUCUUUUUAUCUUCAUGAGCACAGAAUGCUUUGACAAGAAAAAAUAUUAAAUUGAAUUUGUUUUUUGUUUUAUUUUUGUAAGUUAGAAAUCUCAAAAUGUCCAUCAUAGAUCAUAGAUAGAUAGAAAAAUGUAUAUUAGUUUUCAUAUUAAUAAGCCUAUUAGUAGUAAUAUCAUAGAAUUGUUGUUGUUAAUAUUGUUGGCUUUAAAGAAGCUGACUUUAAAGAAGAUGACUUCUGUCAUCUGAGGGGCACUGCAAAGACCGAAAAGCCCUUUAAAAUAAAUAUGGUUAUAAAAAUGCUGCAACAAUUAAACAACAUUUAAGAUUUAAUAUCUUAUGUUUGUUUAAUCAUUUUACAAUGUCUUUUAAGACUGGACCCCUGACUCGAAACCUUAAUACGUCUGUUCUGGGUCAGUAGGAGGGGCUUCAGUGUUCUGACACCAUCUAGGCCAUCCUGAGGAUGUGGUUUUAAGAUAGAUUAGGUAAAUGCUGAGCUGUCAGUCAAAGGAUCAGCCUGAAAAAUGUUACUAUGUUUGCUUAGUUUUCUUUACACGCUUGGAGAUGGCAGCUGUGGAGAGAUCAUUAAUCCUGUCCACACUGAGGUGUAUGGGGAGAGUGGAACUAAAAUAACACUGUCUUGCAACUACUCCUCAGCCUUUUCUUUAUAUUGGUAUCGUCAGUAUCCAGGAUCAACUCCCCAGUUCCUUCUUUUGCUACUGGAGAACGCCGGGAAGUCUGAAAACAUGAAACAUGGAAUGUCAAUGAAAUUAAAUGAAAAGAAAAUGUCUAUGGAUCUUGAGAUCUUCUCUGUGAAAGUAAACGACACUGCAGUGUACUACUGUGCACGGAAGCCCACAGUGAGUGGAAACUCGACAGCACCGUACAAAAACGUUGCAUCAGCCAACAUGUGUCUUCCUGUCAUUGUUAUUUUGGUUCUUCAUACAGGGAACAUCUUCGCAAACACAAUAACGUCCCAUGGCUCACAAAAACAAGUUUUAGAGGGUGAAAGUGUAACACUCACAUGCAACUACAGCGGUGUAGCCGAUAAUCUCCAGUGGUACCGCAAAAACACCAAAUCUUCACCGGAGUUCCUCCUUUACAUCUAUGAAAGUGGGAUGAAGAGUGAAAACAUACCACCACGUUUAUCACCAAGAAUUAAUAAAGACACCAAACAGAUUGAUUUGGAGAUCUCCUCUGCUGCAGUCACAGACUCUGCUCUGUACUACUGUGCCCUGAAGCCCACAGUGACAGGAAAACACAACAACACUAUACAAAAACUUGAAACAGAGAAAUGUAUUUUAUAUUUAACAUUAACACAAUGAGGAUAAAAUGAAUAUUUUACUGUCAAUACCUUUAAUUCAAUUCAACAUCUCAAGUAGAAUUUGUGAAUAAAUUAAUACCGAACAUGCAUGGAAUCCCUUUAUACUGUUACAUAAAUAAGAUUUCCUGGUAUGGCUUAGCUUUAAAUUAUUAAUGGUUGCAAAUAUGUAACCAACAAUGAAUCCAGUGCUUAUAUCCUUUAAUUA